This is a messenger RNA of Pocillopora meandrina, 17637 nucleotides long. The record is from the annotation of a GenBank genome assembly. NCBI's taxonomy places the organism in Eukaryota, Metazoa, Cnidaria, Anthozoa, Scleractinia, Pocilloporidae.
GUUUUUAAUCUAAACUUCCAUGAGGUAUUUUCAGUGGCAGCUGAGAUGCAUUCAGUUCUCUGUAUGGUCUUCAAUCAUGUUAAAGAUGAACUUAUCACUGGUGGGACAGGAGGCAUGAAGGUAAUCUGAUAAUCUAAAUAAAUGUAGAUGAUGUCAAAAAGUGAAUUAGAACAAAAAAGUUGUACAUGGGCACAGCCAACUGUAUCUCUGAUUUCCUUAAGGCAUUUGAUGUCUUCUGUGAUCUAUUACUGUACAGACCAACAUGGAAUCUAUUUAUUUUAUACUUAUUAUAAUAGAAAAGGACAAAAUUUUGGCAUUGCUGAUGUCACCUGUGCAUCUAUUUUUCAAUAAAUCACAAGUGGGAACCUAUCAAAAUACGUGUAUAAUUCAGCUUAAGUAUCAUGUUCCAAACAAUUAUUCCAGAGGCACAUGUUGAAUGUGAGAUGAGUGAUAGCCCAUAGGGCCAAGUUGGCUAUAAUCAUUUAAUAUCCAACAAGUGCAAAUGGAAUUAUUCUUUUAUAAAAUAUAGAUAAAUUUUCCCAAAUUUAUUUGUAGAGCAUGGUAUAAUGGCUCAUAACUCAUGAAGGCUAAGCCAAUAAAAAUUCUUAAAUUGCAUUAGGCAAUGAUCCAGUUUUUAGUAACAGGUAAUUUUCCCCUUUCCCCUCUGCACUGUUAUAAUUAGUUGCCCCACACUAGUGACAAGCCAAAGAAACAUCUUUGUACGUCAUUUUUUCUUUAACCUUACAAUUCAUCAUACUUCAUGCUCUAUUAUACUUAACUGGCACAAAGACUUACAACAUUUCUGAUCCUAGCUGUAUGGGGAAUGUGUGUUAUAUAUGAACCUCGCCAUGGCUCAGCUCAGCUUAGAGUCUCUCUGGCUCAGUUGUAAAGCAUGAAAGUAUAAAAUCUGAUGGUAUGAGGUUCAAUUUCUCAUGGGGGACAAGGAGUUUUCUAUUCUUUGUCCCACACAUGCAACAAGACAGCAAAACAUUUUAUUAACCCCUACAGUUGCUUUACACUCGCUUAUACCUUGUGAAUUGGGUUUCAAAAGAUGAUGUAAUUGUUGUCACAUCAAGAUAGAACUCUGUCAACUAAGUUGAUGGUUUUGCUUAUAAUUAUCUCACCUAUUUUCUGCAUACUGUAUUCAUUUGAUAACUGUCAGAAGAAGUAACAUGUAUGUAUUUAACACCUCUGGGAAUCAAAGGGUGAAUUUUAGAAGCUUUCAUGGUAACACUUUUAAUUUAGACCAUUACGUAUUUUUUUAGUUCUGGACAUUUGGUGAACUAGAUAAAAACAGACAGAAAGCCUUGGAUAGAGAUUCAAGACCCAUGGCCAACUAUGGCUUAGUUUUGAGGUAAUAUGAUAAUUAACAACAGUGCCAAUCUAAAACUUAAUAAUAUAUAUAGACCACUUGUGAUUAACAUCCUCACUGACUACAAUUUUGAUCUUUUCACUCAAGUACAAACUUUUAUCUGAGUGUGAAAGUGCCAGUGGAGCCUCAAAUUGCUUAAAGAAAAGAAAGAAUAAAUAUAAAUUUAUGUUUUCAAGUGAUUAGUUUGAAUUCAAAAGGCUACAUUUUCACUCAUCUCCCUUCCCUUAGUCCAAUUUUGGCUAACAUUCUGUGAUUUACCAGGCAUCAAGAGUCCUAAUUAACCUUACUUUACAUCCUAAGAUCACUAUGCACAUUCUCCAAACACUGUUCUCUGUACUUAAUUUGUUUUUAAACAAAUUCAUUAAAAUAACAAUGGGCUUCUUUAGAUAGAGAUAACUCCUUUCUUCUUAUGAGCUUAAUGAGGGACUCAGGGGUGAUAUUGUUAGGUGAUAGUAGUUGCUAGUCACUCUCAGGGGUCAUAGGGUUAACUCGUUUCAUGGGGACUUAAUAGGAAAAAAAACUUUGGAACUUAACGAGGAACAAAAGUGUUCUAGGGCAGGGAGAAGUGCGAUUUAAAAAAGUUUAAUUCCAGCUGACCUCCUCUGCUUCUUGGUUAAUUCAAAUGAUAAUUUUUGGGUUGGUGAAAUAUAGAUACCAUGUGAAGUAAACUAAACACUGUUAAUAUCAAACACAGACUACAGUGUUUGGGCAAGACAGUUUACAGACUAGCAGAACGAGAUGCUGGCACCAGAGAGCAAUGAACUAAACCAGUAUGGGUGGUGUGUGUGGGAAAGCAUUGACUUACUCGCAACUGGCAGAGCAUUAGAGCGAUCUGAAACCCAAUACACUGGAAGACCCAAAACUAACUGAUCCGGGGCGUGUUCUCCACGGUUGUCAUUGUACUAUUGUGUCAAAUUAGAGGUCAUUUUGAAUGAUACUAGCAUAGUGUGUGAUCACAACCACAGGGCAUCUUAUCCUGACAUGGGGGGAAGCUGGGUAAAACAAGUAGAGCUGGAUGAAGCCAUGCAGGUAAGUGUAUGUUGUAGCUUCUGGUCCUGAAAACCUGCAGAAAAUGUCAAAUUUAAGUAUAUAAUGAAAUCUGUACAGUCUUGAAGGAACAUCCAGGAUCCAUAAUCUGAAGUUUGUUGAGGAUCCAUGCUUUGAAAUUUGUGACUGACUCCCGAUCUGAAAUCCACUUAUUUUCGAAGUCUGCGCCAAAUCUGCUAAUGUUGAUCCACUUCAAAAUGCAACCUUACUUUUGUUUUUCUACACAUAUUUUCUUGACAGCGUCUCUAUUGUCUGUCUGAACGGAAUGUAGUGGCUUACGACAUGGAAGGAAAUCUUCUAUUUCAGAUACUGGAGUGAGUGAUGUACAUGUGAACCUCUGUCAGUGGUUUUUUUCUUCUUUUCAAUUUACACUUGAGACUACAUUGUGCGAGGCCUAAAUGUCUCGGAGGUUUGUUUUUAUGAGCCAACAAAAAGUGCCAAAUUAAUGUUUGUCAUUUUCUAUUUCUUUCUGGCAGCGCUCACAGAGGUCCAGUGACUGGAUGUGUUUAUUCAAAAGCUUGUAACUUUCUGGUGACCGUAGGAACUGAUUGUGAUGGUAAGAUUUCAUGGUUUUAACUCUGCUGGGUGUUUUGUGAGCGAAUGUUAUGGAGCAUAUUUUGACUGAGUGUCGAAAAACUAAAGCCAAAGUAAUUAGAACCCACCCCGAACACAGGUAGAUGUUGUAAAUCAACAACAAAAAGCGCGCGAAAGCGAGAAUGAGGAAGUCACUAUGAUUUAUUUGGUUUAUUUGGUGUGAGUUCUCUUGAGGCCUAUCAUACAAGCAAGGGGUGGGGGAGGGGGGGUGUGGACACCUCGUCCGUGUUAUUCACAUGAGUUUUUACUACUUUUCUUAUACCAAAAUUCAUGGAAUGGCAAGAUCGCAGUUUACUACAUUCCUGGCUGAUGCGUGAUGUGACGCGGUCUUCGAGUGGCAAAACUCGAGACUUCCCGCGAUUUUGGCGAGAAGCGCGGGAUAUUUUCGUGAAGCAGCGCCAAUACGCGUAACACAGUAGGAGCUUAGUCUAUGGCUAAGGUGAUGCAAUCCCGCAGUGCCCUUGUCACUUAAUCUAAAACUGUCCUAUGACAAAGAGCGAGAACGUAAGCUCCAAACAAGUUCACAUGACUGGCGGAAAGCAAGAAAACAGAAUCUCAAAAAACCAAAAUGUGCUCAUCAAGUCAAAGCUUGUUAUGGUUGUGGUUGUUGUUUUUUUUUUUUUGUUAGAUAUAGAACUUAGUAUUUCUCAUUUUAUUCAUAUCAAUUGAUUUUCAGUAAAUGUUUGGAGCAGAGCAAAGAGUGGAGGAAAAGUACACACUUUCUCAGGCCAUUCUAAGGUGAGCUUAUCUCCAUUCGAUAUCAGCUUUGUACUGUCUGUUUUGUACUGAAGACACCAUGAACGACACUAGUAACCACAAUGUGGGUUUUCAAGGAUCCUGAUGUUUUUUUUCCUCCGCCAUAUUCAGGCCAUAACAAAGAUAUUGCUUCACCCUGAGAAUUCGGCGCUGGUGAUAACUGCUGCCAUGGAUGGUAUCAUAAAAGUAAACUCUCUUGACUUUAUGGAGGAGAUAUACAGGUGAGAGCACUAACAGUCCAUACUCUGUACUUAUCGACUGAAAUGAAGUCCGCAGGUAAAUUUCACGUUCUCGGAAAAAGUAAAAGAGCCGAGCGAGUACGGAGAUGGACGGCCUUUUUCGAACAGGCUCAGUUUAAGCCGUUCGGCCCAACACACGAACGAUUUUAUUGUGGUUCGCCAUAGGAUGGCAUAAGCGGAGCUGAAAAAGUCAAAUUAUGAUACGAUUUGUUGCGCUCAAGAAACAGCGUCCAGAAGUAAAGUAUACUACCACCUUACUACCUUGCGCCGCCGUGUUAUGUCAAAUGCACUCGAGCUCACUACUUCUGGGAUAAAUUUGUGUGCCUUAAUUUCUCGUGAAAUUAAGUGACUUACCAUUCCCUAGUUCUUGACCAGUUGCCCUGUUUUCCAGUCUUACAGUAACGAAAGAAAGUUUUGCGUGCGAGGGAACUAUAAUUCUUAGGAGCACCAAAUAUUGACCGUGAUUCUUGAUUCUCAAGCCAACUUAACGCGCUUUAUCAAUAACUUUUCAGCAUUCCUGUAUUUUCUGAGGGAAUUUACUGGAUGAACAUCGUCUCUUCAAAGCUUCUUUACUGCUGUUCUAAUCGCUUCAUCGAAGUAUUCUCACUCAACCAUCUGUGUAAUUUCUGGGCCUCAUCACGCUGCUCAGUGACGUCACUCAGUCUGGUCACGUGUAAGGGAAAGUCAACGCGUGUUAUGGCUGUUGGAAAUGACAGCAGGUAAAGUUGUAAACAAAAUGGGGGAGGGCAUGGUGCAAUUGAUGUUAUCAAGUUAUUCCUGGUAAUGGAAGAGGGGCUGGUGCCAUGGUUUUGCUGAAGUGAUUUUAAGACUAAAUAUCUACAGACUCUAAUAGAGUUUGGUAAAACUAAUUUUUGAAAAAUUUAAGCAAUUUCCUUCAAUUUUCUUUUUCUAAGUUGUUUUUACUCACAACGAAAUCGGUUCUAAAAUACGGCAGUGUCAAAUGAAAUCGUUUUUCUAGUAUAUUAAACUUAUCUGCCUUAAGUAUCUUUUAUUACUAAAACUCACUCGAUGAUGUUUCUAGUGAGCUUUGAAGGUAGGCGGAGUUACUCUGCACUGAAAUCACCAUUUUUUUUGGUUCUUGUAUUGUAGUGUUCGUUUGAUUUCUCGGAAGCGUCAGAACCUCUCCACAGUCCUCCCGCCGCCAUCCAUUUCUCCUCUAAACAUGCUCAAAGAUGUGGCAUACAACAGGGAAUUUAACAUGAUGUACUUGUUAAUUGAUGAGCAUGAGAUCUGGGUCUACUAUACCAGGUAAGAAUCCGUUGACACCUGUCUGGAUCAGCGUUAAAACCACGAAAUGUUUUCCUUCCACAUUUUCUUUUUGGGCUCAUAGUGCUAUUUCGGCGCAAAUCUGGAUGAACCAGGAAAGUAUCAGAUGUUUUUCAUUACUCAUAUCUUUUGUGCUUCCCAACAAAACGUGAGUAUGAAAGUAUGAAAAAGGAAAAGCGACAGGCAAAUGACAAAAACCUUACGGACUGAGUUACAUGGUAGGUACGACGGUGCGGGAAAAUAUUUGGCUUUCGGUUUUGACGCACGGAGAUCGCUGCGCUCGGUCCAUGCAUUCUGACCACGGCCACUUAGUCAAUAAGUACAUGUAUCAUAUAAGGGUACGGCCUAAAUGCGCAAUCCCUUAGAAAGCCAUAGUGAAAGCUGACUAUGGACUUCAACUGAAAUUAGGAAGAGUGCGAAAAUGAGUCGGCCUUCUCGAGGGAUUACGUGUUUCUUGUGCUGAAUCGAAAAAAAAAAAGAAAAGAUUUAUUGUAGAAUAUUUUUAGUAGUUGUUCAGUGCGCUCUAUUUAGGCUGUUAGAAAAAGUUUGAAACACUUGGUGCUCAAUUCAAAAAAUUCUAAUUGACUGAGUUUGUCAGGCCAGACGGAAAGCCGGCUUUCCAACUCAGUCAUUACGUGUAUAAUCAUUUCCAGAAGCCGAUCAGUUUUAUGAGUGACGACUUUGGGCGCCAUGCAUGAAGGUUUUCAAGUUUCUGAUGAAUUCUUUUUCAGGACGAAUCCAGCGACACGAGUGGAGUCUUGGAAACUGGACUUUAUUGAAGACAUCCAUAAUCAACAUUCCCAAGAUGCUUUGCAGAGGUCCAGAGCCAACAGUCCAUGGCCUAAUGAAGGAAACAGGUAGAUAGCACAUGUAGAUGAAACUCCUAACCAUGAAGAAUUUGACAGUCUAGAUAUGCGUAGAGCGCGCGAUAGAUUCAUCGCGCGGUUGCAUGUCUCUUUUUUUUUUUUUUAAAUUCCCAGCUUGGGAUGGUAGGCCUUUGCUAUGGUUACUGUAAUAAAUUCUAUGGUUGGUGGAUUCAUUUGAGUAUACUCAAUGUAAUUGGCCAUGUAACUGUCCGAUUACAGGUGUCCGAUUACGACCAACUGUACAGUUACAACUCUACAGAAUCAUCGAGGAAAAUGAGGCAGUUCAUGUACUAAUCACGUUCGAAGAAAUUUGAUGAUUAUAAUUGAUUUUAGUUUUCAAACAUUCGGUUUGCUUGAAGAAAGAUGUUUCCAAUUCCGUUCCCCUUGUCAGAUCCCCCAGUCCUGAAUCUCCCCCGCCUGGUAGGAGUUCUUUUCCACCGUUAGAGGUCAGCGGAAGGGAAUCGAUGUUAUCCACUCGUAAGGAGAAAGUCCAGAUCACGUGUCUUGGAAUAUUGUAUUCCCCGAUAAUAAUGACGUCACUGGAGGGAGAUGCAUGUCCUGAUACAACGCAUUUCCUUAUGGCGGGAACUCAGGUGAGUUGCCACUUAGGGGAGGAGCGGAGGGGGUGGGUGGAAGUAAUGAACAUUGGUAGACUACACAAGCUGUUUGAGUUUAUCAUUUCUAACCUGAGAGUGACCAUUAUGUUAAAUCUCUUUGCCCUAUUUGGCGGAGAGGUCGCGUAAAUUUACCAGAUCAUUACAACAUUACAUUUUCUUGAAUAGUUUGUCUUGGAUAGACUCUAAAUUUUCAGGAAUAACCAAUAAGGGUAUGUACCUUCGCCUGUUAGGAGAUUCGCUCUCAGAUCUUAGGAUCAUUCUAAUGAGAGACGUUCUUGUGAUCUUUUGCCAACCAAUGUCAUGGACUCAAAAAGAAUUUGUUUCACUACCACAAAACGAUAUUCUACGAUUUCCUUCUAACUGCAGAGACCGUUGAGUUAAUUAUAAUCUCAAGAGUGGACCGGUAAUUUUCACCCAUAACACGGCUUCUAAAGUUCAGUGAGAAUUUUAUUUUCUUUCAGGAUGGGCGUGUCCUCUUUCUUCACAUGUUUUGGCAAGGACUAAAAUAUCAUCAACUUCAAGCCAAUAAGGAUGCUGUAAGUACAUGUAUUUUGAGAAACAAACCUGGCCGGUAUGUCAUAAUAAAUAGCAAAAAAUUCCGAUCUGGUGGAAAAACAUCAGCCGAAGUUCAAACCACUUUCCGCGGCGAGAUGCGGCAAGCCGCUGUGUUUUUCUCGCAGAUGGACUGUGAGUUCAUCACUAAUAAUUUCCCGACCCGACGCCACCUGCAUUUCGUCAAGUCCUUAGGAUAGUUUGCCAGUAUCCCGUUUUACUCCAGGGUGGAGAGAGAUGUUGUGGAGGCAAAGUGUCUUGUCCAUGGACAGAUGAGAAUGACUUUGGUCAACAAUUCACACGAGAUCCAAGGAGGCUACUUGCUCCGCAAGAGGCUACUUGCGUUUAUAAGACAUAAUGUUUCAGAUAGGAACGAGAUUCAACUAGUUAUUUUAAUUAAUUUACUCGUCAAAUGCCUCCAGCUUGUUUAUUGUACCCUCGUUUUCACAGCAUCAUUAGUUUCUUGAAAGUUGAUCCGCUUUUUGUUUUUGAAGGUUCUUCAGGUUUACCAUGACCAGGACAACAAUACUCUGGUUACAAAGUGUCGGUAUCCUAAGAUUGUUAUCCAUAUUUGGUCUUUGCCGCUCCUACAGUUGAUGAAGAGGAUUGAUUGUGACGCUGACAUGACAUGCUUUACACGCAUGGUAUGAUCUGAAACGUUGUGUUAAUGAUAAGUAGACAUAACUGCUUCCUGUGCCGCUACUAUCGUGCAGCGCAUAUCGUAUUAUUUCUGAUCAGUAAAAUUUAUAACAAAAGUCUCGAACGUGAUUUACUCGCAGUAGUCCGAUUUUGCACUGAUUUUAAACAUUACAACUUGCUCAAAUGUGAUAGCCGGAUGAACUAGUAUAGUUCUCUUAAAUUAUUUUAUAGAUUUGUAAUGGGACGGUGUGCUGGGAUACAUAUAGUUGGUUGUAAACGCACACCUGUAAUCGGACUGUGGCAUCAGUCAAUCACGCUUAGUUUUCUCAAAAGAGUGAUUUACUAUAACCUUAGGAACAACGUACCGUCCAAAGCUGAGGAUUUCCCAAACUGUACAUAACGAUGUUUUUCUCGCAAAUUUUUAGAAUUUUAAUUCAAUGAUAACAGCACCAUGUGUCCUCCAAGUCGGUUAAUAAUCAUACUCAUGAUUAACAAAUCGGACGGCAGUAAAUUAAUCACUCGUAUAUUUACAGACCUAAUUGGACUUCACACGUUUCUAUUACCCUACCAUAACUAAAGGAAAGUGUUUCGGUUUUCAGAACAAUAUUUUGUUGUGUGGACAUCAAAGUGGAUACUUGCAUCUUCAUUCGCUGUCUGUGGAUAACAAUGAAUUUCGCGAAGAUCAAGGUAAGUAACAUAACAUAAUGAAUACAGUGAACAACAAUGAACAUACAUAUAUUCGACAACAUACGUUUGCGCUCGGAAAUUGAACCACAAUCCUUCCCCUGAAAGGAAGUUUGUCUCCUUGUCUUUGCUGCUCAAAUUUAUGAUCUAAUUUGCGAAAAUCGUCUACAAUUUAAAGCCAAACUUUUUCCGCAGUUACAGUAAACUUCCCGUGUACAGUCACCGUUAGACCGUAUAACCAUGGAUUCCGUUGUCAUAGCUGAUACGCACGUUCACUUAACGUAGUGAUUCUGGGUGUUCAAUAACUGCAAAACUUGUCAAGUUUGAGAGUUAAAUUGAUUGAAUCCAUGAUUUAAAUGUUUUUGUUUUCUCAACAGAAGAGAGAGCGAAGGGAACCAGGCGUUCACCUCCCAAGGAUCAUAAGAGUUGUAUUAACAGUGUGGACUCGAACUCGAACCUGGAGAUAUUUUGUAGUGUCAGGUUAGUGUUGCGUCGUUUCAUGUGUUAUUUUAAAGCUUAGUUUAACCAACGCGUUUCCUUGAAUAAGUUUCCCCAAGUUUGCUUUGGCAACUUUGACAGGAAAAUAUGGCCAUUAAUGUUCUUGAACAAGGGCGAAAAUAUUGCUGAAAACGAAAUUUGCUUAUGUGGAUGAGUUCAAACAUAAAACUGUCAUGGGAUUUCUAAAACCUUUUACGCCCUCAGUAUGCAUAUUUUUCAUUCCGUUCACUAUGUAUCUUCAUUAGUACUGGCAAAGAAAAUUUGUUUUACCGUUUAACUCUCAGAAGUGAUAAAGAUGUAAUUUCUCUGUAUGAUAUCCAUUAAUUAUCCAGAAAACAUGGAAUGAGAAUACUCAAACUCAACAGGUAGAAGUUGUUUUCUUGAUCUAGCACCAAGUUCUCCUGGGAGUUUAAGGUUUAACAGUCAAAAGCUUCCUUAUUUUGUAUUCCUUACUUUUUUUCUCAUGACCUGAACUUUUGCUGUUGUAGUGGAGAUGGCAUCAUCAAGAUUUGGGACAAAAAUAAAACCCUUCUACGAGAAAUCAUUAUGAACGAAACAUUAACAGUGGCCUCUUUCCUAAAUACACAAGGUACAGAUCGUUGGAUUUUUAUAGAUUAUUUUCAUGAGCGCGUUAAGAUUUCCCUUCGCUUGUUUGGAAAAAAGAUCAGAAAAUUAUCAACUUUGAUAUCAGUGAUGAAGUUGUAAAGCAGUCAUACAUGUACGUUCACUAGAACCCUUUCAAUUUUUUUUACAAUCAAUGUCCUCGUUUUGAUAUUCGUCGUUUUUUUUCUCUCUUUUCUUUCAAGGAGAUAUCCUAAUCGGUUUCAAACAGCACAUCUUCAUAAUUCCAAAUGAAAAAGGUGAGUUAAAAUAGUCAAAUAGCAGUUUAGCUUUUCAAAUCGACACACAAACGCCCUGAAACUCCUCCAAGGAGGAACACAUAUUGGCUGAAAAGGACAAAAAUGGAUGAAGCGUUGGGAGCUAGAUUUUUUUAAAAAGCUCUUCAGGACUGCGUUGAUUUUGCUGCUUGUCGCUCUGUCAUUGGCCUGGAAUAUUUACGCUAUCCUAUCCACCAAUCAGAUGUAAACUACGUUGAAAUCAAUCAGUUCUUGGUAAGUCACGUUUUCCCCGCGUACAAGCCAGACACUUGAGUUCCAAUUUGGCUCCUUGGGAUCUUUUCCUUUAUUCUGGUUGGCCGUGGUGAUUACUCUGGUGACGGUUUAAUGACGCUUAAUGCAGGGUAUAACUAGGGUAACGAAUUUUUCAAUUACUGCCAUUGCGUAAAAAAAAACACUUCUGUUUAGUUCGCUCCUACAGACUUCUUGUAAAUCGGCUUGUACAGAUCUUGAAAGCCCCUUUUACUUAGGCGUGUGACGUUGAAAUUUUUCUUUAAUCUUUCAGUGUACCCUGUGAAGGAUGGCUUAUUACCUGGCAGCAGAUCUGAAUCAAUCGACGAUGAGGCGUUUGAAACAGGUAGAUAAAAGGUUGUCUGUAUUAAUCGUCAAUUCAUUGCCUAGCUCACCUUUUUUUUAUUUUUUUUGCUUAAUACGAUAUAGAAUCAGACAUCUACGAGGACCCAUCAGUAAGAUUUGAAAGCAAAAAGAUUCUGCAACCAGAUCCUACUAACAUGGAAAACUACUUGGUAAAACUUUAAUUUCCAACUUGGUCCGCAAGUAUUAGUCUUUUCCUUAAUUCCCAAGUUGUGAACUUUCUCUCUUUGUCAAUCUCUAGGUACCAUUUCCAAACUUACAGUUGAAGACGUCUUGGUUUAUGGAAGGUCGACCUCCCCCAGACCUUGAACCGCAAAACCAACAGGAGGACGAAGAGGUACAAGUAAUAGUUAUUUUGAGGUUAAAGCAAUUUCCCCUCGAAUGUCGAAAGUUAACAGAUUUUGAGUUGGUUUUGAUCUAUUUCGCUCUGUGAUUGGUCUAGAAAACUCCCAAUCAGACGCAAAACUGAAAACAAACGUCACUCGAUUGAAAACUACUCUUAAGUACUCGUAUAAAGACACUGAUAAUGUGACAAGUUACACAAAAUUUUUGUUAUUUUAUUCGUUUGUUCAUCCUCGCAAACCAACAUCUGAAGAUCUUAUUCCAAUUACUGAAGAGUUUUGACAAACCAUCAAACAACCUACACCUUAAAAUAGUGCAACUUAUAAUACUCUUUGCUUUACUUUCAGUCCAUUAGCUUGAUGUCGGACAGCCUCUCGCUCGCUCCGACUGAAGUCUACGGUUCCCCAUCCUCCACCCCCAGGCGAAUUUCUUUGGCAAGCUCUGUAGCGAUGUCUGAACGCAGAACCAGCACAGAAUUAUGGGAUCUUCCUGAAUUUGGAAACUCGCCAGUGAGUUCACCACCCAGAACUCCUCCACCAGAACCAACACCUCCUCCCACCCCUCCCCCAGUAAGUUUUUUCGAAGGUUUUGUUUUGCGUGUACUGUGUAAUUGGUAUUCUUUAGAUAACGAUUAAAUGAUAUAUAAAAUAGUAAAUAAAGGGGGUAAGUUUCUAAGGAAACUUGGGUCUGCGUCGAUGGGAGAGUAUAACAGGGUAAUUAAGUAAUAUCAACUGAGUUGAUAACGUAAAUUGGCUGCCGUAAAGAGUUUAAAAGCUAAACUCUUGACUCUUUACGGUGGCCAAUUUACGUUAUCAACUCAGUUGUUGAUGCUUAAUUAUUCUAUUAAAUAAUGAAACUGAGAACAGUUCCCUUUUGCUUGUAGGAGGUGGAGUCUGAUGAGGACUCGAGUGGAGGUAAUGUAAUUUUAUCUGUGUUCUUUAACUCCUACAAAUAUGAUUACUUAAAAUGAUGAGGCUUGUGCUUGCUUUUGCAAGGAUUGUAGUAGCGUAUCCAGGGGGAAGGAGUUUAUGGGGAACUUGCAAUCCCCACUUCCCCUCCUCCCUUGAUGAGACGUAUGGUAAUUCUUAUUACUUUUACUGAAACAAAAUUUUUACCAACGACAGGAUUGAAAUAUUUAGCAGCUUAUCAAGAGUUGAAAAAUUUUGCUUUCGCAAUCAAGGUGUGGACCUCCCAGUUACAGAAUGUGCGUGGUGUAAACAUUUGAUAAUCGAAGUUCAUUCCGUUAUUGCUCUCGAUACAUCUUUUGAUUUGCUGUCAGGUGAAGAAAAGAAAGAGCCUCAAAAAUCCGACGAAGAACCUUGUGAACGAUGCGAAGAUGUGAACAAAGAAGGAAAGAAGAAGGUUCCCGUCAUUCCCAGCUUCCGACGAGAGAAAGGGAGGAUGGGAAACAUAACCAUUAACUCUAAUUCCUUGCGCUCUGGCUUUGGAGGUCCCGGAUAUGCCGCCCCAGUCGCCCGAAAAUUGAUUGAGCAGAGGCCUGAGCCCAAGUCGUUUAAGGUAAGAAAAUCAGUAACGGCUGAAUGGAUAAUCAUAAUAGUUUUCAAAUAUGUAGCAUUGUCAACUUGCAAGAAGUUUAACUCAUAAUUUUUGAGGUAGAUUUUUAAACUUUACAUAAGUUGGCGAUUUUUCUUUUUCUAGCCUCGACGUAUCCCAAGGCCCAUUGCAAGGAAAGCAAAGAAGCCUAAAGAUAAGGGAGAGGAAGAGGCUACGAAAGAAAUACAAGAGAAAGAGACAGAAAAGAUUGUAAAUGAGUCUGGUGAAGCUGAAGAAGAGAAACAGAGGAGCGAAGAUACAAUAAAAGUAAACGAUGAUGAUGAUGGGGAUGACGAUGAUGUUAUUGUCACGCAUCGGAUGCCCAGUGUUGUUACCAUGCCAACAGGAGAACACAAACCUUUCAUACGACAAGACACUGUUAGUUCUAGACAGGUUCCAGAUCAGAUGUCUUCACGAUCAGCAAAGAACAAGGAACAGAUGCCCGAAAGAGAGAAAGCUGAAGGUUCUCUUGUUUUGUUGUUUCGGUUUUCCUUUCUCUUGACAGUGAUUUUGUUUAUUUCAAUUCUCGUCGUUGCACAUUUGUAAAGAAAUCGCAUGUAUGGUAAAUGACCAUGAAUUACUGAUUUACUUUUUGUAGACGCAAAAGAGCCGCAAAUGACCACAUCAUAUUCGCCUUCUCAAAGAACUGCUGAAGAAAAUACAACGACUGCUCUACUGAGCGACGAGAAUCAGACUGCUGAUAAUAAAGACGAAAAUACACUAAAUGAAGACAACGAAGCCAAGGGUAAAGAGGAAAAUGAAGAGGAAGCUCCAGUGGAGGAUGAUAAGCCGGAAAGACGUGAUUCACCUGAACCAAGUGAUCCUCAAUUAGUGACGUUCAUUGAUCCUGAUACAGGCGAGGUGAUACAAAAACCACUCAAUGAAGUCCCGAUUGAUGCCGAGAUUCUUGAAGACUAUGAUGAUGAUGAAUUAGAGGGGAUGGAUGAACAUACUAGCGCCCAAGCUGAAGAUCCAACGUCGUCUUGUCGUAGUACACGAAGCGAUCGCGUACAGAAAAGUGUGACCUUUAGCGAAGACCACAUCCGAACAUCUCGACGUAAUCGACAGUUCCCCAGUCUGUACACCUCUGGCAGAGAUUCCCCAACACUUAGAUCCCAUAAUGCUGGCUUAGUCUUCAAAGAAACAGUGUUGCCUGUUUAUGGCAACAAAAGGGCUGGUGACCCGUUGAGAAAAACGUCCAACAGCUCGUCAGGUGUUUCUCCGCUAACAAUAUUCGCACUUGCGAAAAGUAGGCGGGAACACACACCUACGUCGAGUAACGUUAGAACUCGGUCAGCGGAUGGACGCUACAGACAAAAACACGGUACAACAGAUAAUUCCAGUCUAAGAACUGAUGAGGUGAACCAAGGUGAUUUUGACCUGAAUGAUGAAGAUCUUGCACGGCUUAUCGAUACCAUUAGUCUGCAGACUGGUGCAGGUGGACAUGAAACGCCAGGAUCAUCGAGGCCCCCAAGCGUUAGAAAACAAGGAAGCACUCUUAUGCGCUGGUGCAUACAAGCACUCCAGAAACCGGACCGGGAGGUUCUUUUCCCAUCCAAACCCACACGCCCAAGUAGUUCACCAAGUGUUGCUACAUCGAAAGCGACAAAGAAAGCGGAAGAGAGCCCUAAAGGUGAUAAACGUCUUCUCUUUUGAUAGCCAGUAGAUCAGUCUGUCAUACACGUCGUUUUUAGUAAGAACUCUAAGUGAUUUUCAAAAGAAAUUCUCCUGGUUCGUCGUUAAAUCAACACCUGGAGGAUUUACAUUCUGUAACCAUUUUGGCCAAUAUCUUCGAAAUAUAUAUGUGUUCUAUUCGGAGCAUGACAUACAGCUUGCCACGCUUCUCUUGGUAAGAUUUUCUUCCAGUUAAUGGGGCGUUUCGGAUAUUUGCCCUCCUUACUUAAUAACACAAUUAGGUAGUUCCGUAGGAGGAUCACUCUUGUAUCGAAUGAUGUCCAAAAUCAACCAUCGCGGUGAAAAGUGACGUUUAACAAUAUUUUUACCUAUUGCCCAGUAUUUCAGGAGUGCCAUGUUUUCACAUUUUCUCUGGUAGGUAAUAUACUGUACCUGAACAAAAAAGACUCUGAGAAAAGACCACAAACUGCCGACACUGUUCGCAGUAACGCCACAAGCCAGGAAGAACACUCGAUGUUCCCGUAUGAGAAUACCCCAUCGCGAAAUAAAGGAACGAAGCAAACUAAGACACGUAAGAGGGCCACACCUGCCAGGAUGAACACGUGGAAGCGCGUGUCUUCUGAUGAAGAUGGUCAGUAAAGCGUUUGUAAAGUGUGGGAGGAUGCCGUAGCAUUUAGAUGGGAUCACUAAUUCUCUUUCCUAGCUGCUCCACAGUUCCUUGUUAAUCAUUUAAAAGAAUUGGCGUUAUAUUAAGAUAAAAGCGUCAGUUAUGAGUUUAUUGAAAUGAGUUAGCAGUGAUCUCAUCAAAAGAUGUUUAGGUUCGAGACCUUACCAUCGCAUUGUGUUCUUAAGAAACAUACUUUACCUUCAUCCUCACCUUUUCUCCUCCUAAGAAUGUAAAUGGCUACCUGUCAAACCGGACGAAAUAUAAUUCGGGUGCCAGUGGUCGCUAUAUUUGACCCAAGCCAUCCCGGAUGUUGUAGGCCAUUUGUUACAUAAUAAAAUGUUAUUCUUUUUCUUUCUUAAUUCGUCCUUGUGAUUUCAUAUUUUAGAAUUUUCUGCGCUAUCAGUGAUGUAGGGUAUUUUCUUAAUAAAUGGAAUUCACGCUCAUGCUUGUGCAUAACUCUCUAAUGCAUGUAUACUUUGUUUCCAGAGGAUUUCUUAGAUGCCUACCAAGCCAUGCGCUCCAGUAUAGGCAUACAUACAUACAUACACGAUGCGGAUAAGGUAAAGAAAUGCUUAAAAUAUAGGCAGAUUACGGAAAGUUGCAUAGUUUUAUGAAGUUAAUUUGUCAGUGACGUUUAAUUUUUUCCAAAACAUUAAAAUCGACUUUUGCACCUGCAAAACAAAUUACCUACCUCGAACAUCGAUCUUACACUGUAGCUGUUGUUGGUGGAAACUAAGUGCGUUUUGAACGAGUGAGGAAAGAGCGAGUUUUGGAUUUGGAUUGGAUUUGUGAAUUGGACUGGAUCUGUGUUUUCUUUAACAGUUUCCUUAAUCCUUUCGUUUAAGCUUAAAUCGCAUGGUAGAAAGGUAUUUGUUGACCACAGCUAUAAUAAAAUUGCUCUGGUUCUCACUCACUUCAUAUCUGUCUUUAUACCAACUGUGCGUUUAUUUUUGCUGCAGGAUUACAUGAAGGAUCUACUCUCUGGAGAAUCAUUCGAAAGGGAGAGGUACCAAGUAUACCCUUCAGUUCUUACCACACCAUAAUUCCUUCACAUUUCCCUUUAGUUUCUCCAAAGCUUUGUGUCUUCUUAUUGUGCAGUUUUCUUUGCAGUUUUUUGUUUCUCCCAUCUAUCACUAAAUUUUAAUUUGGUCUUUUGCCUCCAGACUCUCAAAUUCACGCGACAUCCCAAGUUUAGAUACAACCGACUACGGUGGAAAUUGGCAAAAUAAGGUUUUAGAAAGGUAAGAGUACAUAUAAUUAGAUUUGUGUUGAGCGCUUAUUGAUUAAAUGUUAUUAGACUUAUACUAAUCGCAAUAACUAAUCGUAAUAAGGUGGGACAUAUGAAGGAGGGAAUAGAAAAAAUAUACUUUUAUCCAGCCUCAAACGCGGGAAAUUGCGGGUUGGUUGGAAAAAUAGAUGGCGGAAUCAAAAGGGGCUGAUGAAAUACCAGCUCAUUGUCGACACACAUUUAAUAAUUCCUCAAAGUCUCCCAUUUUUAUACUGCUGUGUAGUAGCUUUCAUUGAGUUAAUUUCGUAAUUAUUGUUGUCAGGGCUUAUCGACUGAAGCAACAGCGUUUGGAAAGACAGAAAAGUGCCAAUGAAAGGAGACAAGCUCUCGAUAACAAACAGAAGGAAAGAUGGAAAAACUCGAGUCACUUAGAGUGCGGGCAAGGUAUUCUUUUGACGAGAAGUCUUGCUUUCAGUUUAGUUGAGAUAAAGUAAUUUCAUCAUUUCUUCUUUCUUGCCGUAGCAUGUGCUUCGUUUCUGUCCGUUGCUUUCCUUCACCACUAGAAUAUUUACAAUCAUAUUGCUUUAUAAAUUGGUUGACCUAUAAUCGGUGUUUUUUUUUUCAAUCCACCCGCAGAACAACCGCCUAAGUCUGACCCAGUGUUGGAGUUCAUCACCCCACCCCUCGUAGAUGAUCGGGAUACGUCGCCCUCGCCCUCUCUCAGUCAAACUGAAAUCUGGAAACUGAAGGAACAAGAGUUGUCAAACGAACGUCCUUUCCGACUGAGGCUUAAUUCCCAGCCUGGAGGUGUGCAGCUUACCCCAUUGGCUAAACGUUUAAUGGACCUGAAGACAUGUGACCAUGACGUGUCGGAUGUUGUAAAUGUCCUACCUAAGCCUCCUCCGUCAGCCUCAAUCCCAAGCAAAUGCAGGUAAAUUGUGAUGUGAUUUUUAAAAGAUGUUCUGUCCGCUUAAAAACUGAUAGCAUGUUUCGGACUGUGGUAAGCCUUGUUAUUCAGUCCAGGAGUUUUUCCAUUUCCGUUUUUCCAAGGUUUCACCAUUUGUGAGUUACAAUAUUGAUUUUCCCUAUGUUUUUCAUUUUGCUUGAUUGACUCCUUACAUCAAAUUACCUCAUGGAAUUGCUUUUUACUAUUCGUAUACAUACAUUUCAACAAGUGCAAACGUUUAUUUAUUUAUUUAUUUUUGUAAUGCUUUUCUUCACUCCUCAGUCGCUAUGUUCUCGUGGCACAACCGGAAAUCAAACAACCUCGUGCCCAGGCCACAGAAGUUGAAGAAACUCUUCUGAUGUUGCGUUUUCCAAAGUCACGUGUAAGAAGACGUCAUAAUAGCGCCACUAUUCCCGGGCUUCACGCCAAUCGGAACGUUCGUGCAAGGACUAUCUUCGAAAUGUGACGUAAAUUAUCCGAGCUGAACAGAAUUGCUUUGAAUGGGAGAUGUUGUUCGUCUGUAUCUCUAGAAUAUUUGAUAAUUUUUUAGAGUAAAAAUUGUCUCAAGAUGACAAUAGUUUUCUAUGUUAUUGUAAAUGGAAGGGAAUCUUCUGCAAUAGUUGC